AUGGCUAGAAGUCACAAUGACAUUGCGCUCACUGAGCAAGCAGAAAAGCUUUACAGGCCAUAUUACAUAAAAGACGCACUGCUGGAGGUCCUGGAAAAUUACAACGUUUCAUUCUCGGCACUGAUGCUUUUUCCGUGCGAAUUUCUACAAAGAAUGGAAUCCCAAAAGGUCGCCAGCCCUUCCGUGCCACACACUUCUAGAGAGCCGACUGGUCAGGAACAGCAAAUGACAACUCUACAACUGCAGACCUAUCCAAGACACCAUCAUUUCUCCGGUUCAAAUUGCUCUCCAAAGCCUCCGGAUGAGCUUCGAGCAAGUCGGAUUCCGAAUCACCGAAUGAUCACAGAGACCGCUGUGUAUUCAUUCAAAGCUGAGGGAUAUGCAGAUGGUGAUUUAGGAGUGAACAAACGUGGAUAG
Molecule: messenger RNA, 417 nt
Organism: Opisthorchis viverrini
Lineage: Eukaryota; Metazoa; Platyhelminthes; Trematoda; Opisthorchiida; Opisthorchiidae
Exons: 3
Coding region: 1-417 (138 amino acids)
Source: RefSeq, a predicted model, not a curated record